Molecule: messenger RNA, 627 nt
Organism: Capsicum annuum
Lineage: Eukaryota; Viridiplantae; Streptophyta; Magnoliopsida; Solanales; Solanaceae
Exons: 2
Coding region: 1-627 (208 amino acids)
Molecular function (GO): RNA-DNA hybrid ribonuclease activity; nucleic acid binding
Source: RefSeq, a predicted model, not a curated record
AUGGAUGUUGCUUCUGAUGAAGAAAUAGAGCGUCUCUCAGUGGAUGUUGCUUUCAAUUUUUCAGGACUUUUACCUUCAAACUUAAUUGAUAUCAUUGUUGAUGUUCGGGGUGAACGGCCAGUAAAGAAACCUAAAAUCACACUAUACGUCGAAUUGGUACAAGAAUUAUACAGAAGAUUCAAGAAAGUGGAAUUCAAGUAUGUUCCAAGGAUACAAAAUAAGUUCGCCGAUGCUUUGGCCACUAUAUCCUCCAUGAUUCAAAAUCUAGAACAAAGCUAUAUUAACUCGUUAGAGAUAAGUUUAAAAAAACAACAUGCACAUUAUGCACAAGUUGAGGAACAACCAGAUGGAAAGCCAUGGUAUUUCGAUAUCAGGAGGUACUUUGAAGCUGGGGCGUAUUUUGAAGAUGCAACUGUCAAUCAGAAGAAAAUGAUCCGUCGGAUGGCUAAUAAUUUCUUUUUGAAUGGGGAAGUCCUUUACAGGAGGACCCUAGAUUUGGGAUUUCUGCAAUGUGCAGAUUCUAUUGAAGCUACAAAAUUACUUGAAGAAAUUCACGCCAAAAUGUAUGGACCUCAUAUGAAUGGGUUCACUCUAACCAAGAAUAUCCUAAGAGCUGGAUAUUUCUAG